This is a messenger RNA of Papaver somniferum (opium poppy), 1079 nucleotides long. RefSeq names its product protein CHLORORESPIRATORY REDUCTION 6, chloroplastic-like. Lineage: Eukaryota; Viridiplantae; Streptophyta; Magnoliopsida; Ranunculales; Papaveraceae. Gene Ontology annotation, cellular component: chloroplast. The transcript is spliced from 4 exons. The coding region runs from base 56 to 820 and encodes 254 amino acids. Gene Ontology annotation, biological process: NAD(P)H dehydrogenase complex assembly. The record is from RefSeq and is a predicted model, not a curated record.
AACCAACUGUUAUGCCUUGCAUAGACUUCUCUCGUACAGAUAAACCACCCCCUGAAUGUCUCUCCUGGCAGCUACCACAUCCUCAUAUCCUCUUCUUCCCAAACCGAACCAGCCUUCUACUUCCUAUACUUCAUGGAGUUGUUGCAGACCCGUUGUGUCAACUUCAGUUCCAUCUCUCCCGAUUUCACAUCGACGGCACAACUUCAUGGCCUCCGUUGCAUUCAAUCCUUCAGGGAAUUUUGAUCUAUCACUUACUGACGAAGAUGAAGAAGAUAAAUCACAAGUUACGCCGCCAAUGCCACCAACAGAAGGGCGGUUUGAGAUAGUUGUUGAUACUGAAAACAUCCAGCGUCUUGACCUAUCUCCAUUAUUUAGAAUAAGUGGAAUCAAGUCGCUUGCAGAAGCUGACCCAAAGGAACUUCUAGAGCAAACAGUUGGUUUUACCUUAAAUUAUACAAGAGAAGACCCGUACGAUCCUCGAGAACUAUCCGAAUUCCCUGAUAUAAGACUAUGGUUUGUGAGGCUUGAUGCAACUUAUCCAUGGCUGCCCGUGGUGUUGGAUUGGCGUGCUGGAGAGCUUGCACGAUAUGCUGCUAUGGUAGUUCCUCACCAGAUGAGCAUGAGAAUGGGAGUUGUGUUCAACCCUGAGGCAUUGGAGUUGUUCGUGAUGAAAAAAGUUUUCAUUGUGUAUUCAUGGUUGAAGGAACAAAAUGUUCCAAAACCGAAGUUGAAGACAAGCGACAUGGCUAGGAUGCUUGGAUUUAGAUUUGGAGAUGAACUAUUCGAUUUAAUAGAUGCACACAGUGUUGAUCCCUCGUAACAGUCGGGAACUUGAAAUUACGUGUAACAAUAGCUACAAAAACGUUAUGUCAGAUAAAGAAGGAACUGGGUUCAACAUGUAAAACAUGAAUGAUGAUGCAACACGCAUCAUUUAUGCAAAGAAGCAACUGAAGCCCAAUAGAAAUCAAACAAACUAAUUUAUGCAACACACUAAACAUGUAUAAGUGCUGGCACUCAUUUCACGAGGAGAAUUCCUAAGGCUAAAAGAUUAUUCGAAUGUCUUACAUAAUUCUGAUUUA